Molecule: messenger RNA, 9671 nt
Organism: Hylaeus volcanicus
Lineage: Eukaryota; Metazoa; Arthropoda; Insecta; Hymenoptera; Colletidae
Product: protein O-mannosyl-transferase TMTC1-like
Exons: 15
Coding region: 2139-4418 (759 amino acids)
Biological process (GO): protein O-linked glycosylation via mannose
Molecular function (GO): protein binding; mannosyltransferase activity
Source: RefSeq, a predicted model, not a curated record
CCCGCUCGAGCUCGAUCGCGUUGUCGUCGCAUGCUCGCGGUCCAUUGUCCUUUGACAGGUUCGUUCAGUGAUGACGCGUAGUGCGUUUCGUUUAGACGUGGCUACCGCGACACCUCGUGCGGUAUUUCAUUCAUCGAUUUAGAUCUAGAUCCACCUGGAUCGAUCUCCCAUCGUGACGUCGCGAAACUCGGAAUAAGUCCGAUCCUAACAAAUUUGCAAUUUCCACGUUCUUUGCUCCUUCGACGUUGAUGCUCGCACAAGCUGGGGAAGAAGUAUUGGCUAGAACGAUAUAGCGUUAAUCGCCAUUUUAACUGGAGUUUGCUAUGUCGAACAUCGAUUUCUUGCUAUCGAUGGGUCAACCUGUUGUGAAGGUGUAUCGGCUAAUGUUUCGGUAGGGCUCGACGAGGUUUCCCGUGGAGCCAAAGUGGUUCCGACUCCAAGUGGAAACGCGAAGAUACUCGGUUUCGGCGAUACCAGAGAUAAAAAUUUCGCAACAGCUGGAGGUAGAUUUUCAAACGAUAGUCGUUCGAUUCCCAGGCGCGAAGCGAGGAGGCAAAGAAGGAGGACAAAAGCGUAACGAGACAGGAGCGAAAACGAAAGAAGAGAAGCAGUGCACGGAUUUCCAAGCUGUGCCUCCGGCCAGAUACGACCGCUUGUAUAGAUCUAUAUGCAUAGCAAAGUUGCGGCGAUAGAAGAGCCUCAGCCACAGCGACGAGUAUCUGGGUCAUACACCCGUCCUUUCUGGCUGUUACCGCUGUCGUAGCUCGUUUUCCAUAAUUUCACGAGAUUCGCUUGUCGCAGCAGAAAUAGGGGUAGGAUCGGCCAGCGACCGUGGGAACGGAUAUAUCCAUCGUUGAAAAGCCAGGGAACCGGGAGAACCCGAUAAAGCAAUUUUGUAGGUAGUGUACUGUAUACCAAGCCGCAACACGCGAUUACGAGCAACGAGAGAACAGCUGUUAGCGUCUGUUCGCUUUCCUAGCGAUGAGAACGUCGGUCUGACGUCUCAUAGGAACGCAAAGUGGUGUAUUCGGAGCUGGGAUACGCGCGAAGACAGCUGUAAAAACGACGAGCAGCUUAACGAGAGAACUUGGUUUCCAAGGGUGAGUGCGGUUUCUCGACGUUGAAAAUUCACAGUCCGACCGCACGCGAGCUCGUUUGGACUUCUUUGUCAGCGGCGCCAUCCCCCGGAACACGCGUAUCGGUUGGUCUGGUGAAAAUCAGCACCCUAAAUUGUUUGCGUACGUCGCGUCGGCGACUCGAUACCCGCGACCGUAACGAGCUGUUACGUCGUUACACGGCGAAACAGAGAGGCCACCGUGGAAAAAAGGCAGCUCGACACCGGCAGCGGCGGUGCCACCUCCCGCGGGGACAAUCCCAGCCGAACGACCGCCGCGCGAGAACUAUUAUCCAUGGAAGAGCAAUCAGCCAGCGCCAGAGCCCGUUUCUCUUUGGAGCGGACACGUAGGACGUGCCCGACACGGUAAAUAAUGAACCCCCGCAGUCAUUUAUCAAGCUCACCGCGCCGGGCCAACCGAAUGCUCAAAGUAGUCGAGCUCUAAAGUAAAUGGAAGAGUGCAACGCGAACCGAGUACAUCUGGGAGCUGGAGACAUGAUUCGCGGAUUACGAAGGAUGUAGCGCGCGGGAAAAUACGGUCCGAGUCGUUUCACAGCUUCGUCUCAAGCCUUCGAAGACUGAUCAAUUGCGACGCCUUCCAAAGAUCAACUCCUCGGCGUGCUGCUAGAAUAAAUCUCUCGGGUGCGCUAUCGCGAUCAAACGGUUCCGUAAACGUGCAAGAGUAGCCCCAGGAGUCGACGCUUUCGCGCAAAGUCACGGAAAGGGAACCAAGAGGAUAACUUGGCGCGAUCGCGACGAGAAGACUCGAGUUACGGUCUGGUGUAUACUCUUCUGCCAUAAAAACGGUCGAUGUCGUCGCGUUGGCGGUCGUUGAGAUGCGAUCAGCGAUCGAAUCGCGCGACGGUCAGCAACCCAGCGGCAGUUUCGCGAGGAUUUAUCAGCGCGGUAGAUAGCGGACGUGCGAGAGCUAGCGUGGCUCCAUGAGAGUGAUUCUGACGGACGAUCGCGACAGAACGUUUGAUCCUUAUCGCGCUGGUGUGCAUCGCGCGUUUGUUGGGGAACCAUGAGACGACGGAACAAUGGCUCGAGCGGCGGCUACGCGGGCUGUUGCUGCCACGCGACCAAAAGAACAGGUCGCAACGGAUGCAACGGAACCUCGAUGAACGAACCACCCGGAUGGUGCAUCUACGCGACGGUCGCGCUGGUCGCCGUUGGGUGCUAUCUGAACGCGUUAGGUGGUGAUUUCGUGCACGACGACAUACCCGCGGUCGCGAGGAACAAGGACGUGCUCGCCCAGACAUCGUGGACCAGUGUUUUGAAGGACGACUUCUGGGGGACUCCCAUGCACGACGUCAACAGCCACAAGAGCUACAGACCGUUGACCACGCUCACGUUUCGGUUGAACUACCUGAUGUCAGGAUUAACGCCAAGCUGGUAUCACGCGACGAAUAUUGCCUUGCACGCCAUUGCAUGCGUUUUGGUCACAAGGGUGAGCCUAGUCGUGGCAUCGCUGCGUCCUGGAUUUGCAGCCCUGACAGGGUUGCUGUUUGCUGCUCAUCCCGUACACACGGAAGCGGUGACUGGUAUCGUCGGACGAGCGGACGUGCUGGCUUGUAUUUUCUUCCUGCUGUCGUUUCUAGCUUAUCACGGGCAGCAGACGGCUUACGUGUGGAGCAGUGUGUGCCUCGGGGCGCUGUCGAUGUUAGCCAAGGAAACCGGCAUUACUGUUUUGCCUCUAAACCUUCUUUACGACCUCUGUCGCUCCUGGCAUUCAAUCAAGAGAUCUAUUUUCGAGGCAAGAUGGAACGACGAUUCGAGACACUUUUCUCGACGUGCUGCGGCUCUACUCGUUUCGUUCGGUGUGCUGUUGGUUGUACGACUCGCUCUCCUUCACGGCGCUUUACCCAAGUUCUCACCGCAGGAUAAUCCGGCAGCUUUUCAUCCCUGUUUCCACGUCAGGUUAUUGACGUUCUGCUAUCUGGCGGCAUUGAAUUGUUGGUUGCUGCUCUGUCCAGCGACGCUUUCGCACGACUGGCAGAUGGGAUCCGUUCCUUUGGUCGCUUCGUUGGCCGACACUAGAAACCUGGCGACCUGCCUGUUUUUCGGCGGCUGUCUCAUUCUUACGUACAAAGCCUUCACAGAUUUCGAGCAACAGAGGCACCCACCUCUUCUUCUUGGUUGGAUGUUCCUGGUACUGCCGUUCCUGCCCGCAUCCAAUCUUUUUAUUACCGUUGGAUUCGUCGUCGCGGAACGAGUACUGUACAUACCGAGCGUUGGUUGGAUCCUAUUGGUCGUAUACGGAAUGCAAAUCUGCUGGACGGCGAUACCGCGGAGAAGAAGCUUGAUAACAGCGGGAAUAGCGCUUCUCCUGAUUUUAGGGUGUUACAAAACGGUCCUACGAAACAGGGAUUGGACGUCCAGGGAAACUCUACUCAGAGCGGGCUUGCGGUCCCUGCCUCACAACGCCAAGAUGCACUACAACUUCGCCAACUUCCUCAGAGACAUGUCGCAGCCGAACCGUGCGAUUCUGCAUUACCAACUGGCCCUUUGGCUGUGGCCGGCGUACGCCAGUGCCCAUAAUAACCUCGGUACACUCACUGUGGGCGAUCAAGCGGAGCAACAUUUUUUGGCAGCGAUAAACGCUCAGCCGGGACACGUGAACGCUCACUAUAAUCUUGGUCAACUUUACAGAAAAACGAACAGAACAGAGGAGUGCAUACGAAUGUUGCAAAAAUGCGUGUCCCUCGACCCAGCGUACACCCCAGCGUACUUAGUUUUGGCAAGAUUAGCAACGGGUCCAGCGGCGGGGGUACUUCUCAGACACGUCGUUCGAUUGCAACCUCGAAGUCCCGACCAUCUCGCCGAAUAUGCUUCUUGGUUGUACCAAAACGGCAAAUGGCUACCCUCUCUCAAGUACUAUCUCAAAGCCAUGGAAGUCUCGCCCUCGCAUAGAUCGUCGUUAUUGGGCACAGUCAGGAUCCUAAGGUCGCGGGGUCAAUUGCCGAGGGUACACCAACUCAUCACCAGGUGGCACUUGAUGUUACGAGCGAAACGGGGCGGUCUCAUAUAUCGCGGCGAUCUUUACAUACGCGCGUGGCAGCUACAAAGCGAGUCUCGUCAACGAGCCCACCAACAUCAGGGGAAUCUCUGCCUAUCGGAGGGCGGUUGUUUGACACCGCGUGUCGCCAGCGUGUCGGUGCAGCUCGAGCAGGACAGCAACAAGUCGGAACAGCUGGAGCGGUCGCCGCGCUGUAACGUACGUACCUGUAGACAGCCGCGAAAGGGAAAAGCGCGCGUGACAGCGCCGGCUCUCCUCGUCCAGAACUUCCUGGAAACCCUUUAGCUCCCGCGAACCUUCGAGUAACUCGCCCGUUCUCGCUUCAUCUCUCAACGAGAACAUGAACCACGCGAGACACGCGACGAGAGAGCGAGGCUUCAAGCGUCCAAGUCUCGAAGCUCUCGUGGAGAUCGAUUUGCGUGCCGGAGGCCUCAGACCUUGGCUGAUCUCGUAACACGAAUCCAGGGAAGCUAUAGAAAGAACGGGUGUCUGGGUCGCGUCACCGGUUCCUCGUGUGAUGUAGGUAUACCUGUUUAGUGUUUUCGAACGAUGAAAAGCGAGAGAGAAGAGGGAAGGAAUGCGACAGAGCAGGAUUUCGACUCCUCCUUUCAGCCUUCCGUAUGGACGUCUGGUUUGGAAUGCUCGGUCGCCGCGAAUUGGUAAGCUGUUAACAUUCGAAAUUGUCAAAGGUGUAACACGGUCGACUGGCCCUAUCGGAGGGUUAAGGCUUGAUAGUGGGUGCUGGGAUGCUGGGUGGAUCCACGGGACGUCCACUCGAACAGUCGCGUUCCCGUCGAGGAGGACCAAGCGAGGCUGUACUUUGAUCGGUAUUCGGUGUAACCCAUGCAGAAUUCAAACGGGAGUGGGACACAACUAAACGCAAAUUUGAAACGAAAAUUGAACUAGGUUUUUAGAAAUGUAAACGUCUUACGAGUCUCGUGAAUAAUCUCCAGACAGACGUCUCACUGCUGUAAUACGCCUAAUAUGUAUUACGCGAAGAAACUCCAAUGACCGACAAAUUUGUUGCAAUCUUUAAACGUUGUUCGAAAAUUGAAUUCGAAAGGUAUCGUACUCUGUUAGAAAUAGAUACAUGUCAUUACCAUUCGUAACCGAAAAAAGUACGAACGUUACUCGUAUACGAUUUUUAGGGGUCAACACUCCUAAAAAAUAGUUGAAUGUGUUUGCCGCUGUAUUUAUUUUUGAACAAAUCAGCUCUGAGUGUUCGUAUCAUUUGUUUGAAAUGUUAUUCACUUUUCAAAUACUUAUUUAAAUGGUAAAUAAUAAAAGAUGGUGCAGGCAAUACACGCGUUUUAAUGGGCAUUUGCGCCAUUCAUUGGAAUAGCAAGAAUGUGUUUUCGAUCGCGAAUUGCGUUACAGUUGUGAGACAUCAGCCUUACGCGGACUCCAACAGACAACGAUCGGCGUUGCUAAUGUAUUUACUAUCAAUAAUGUCGAGAUGUUUCUAUAAAUAUUCAGUGUACUUCGAGUGUGCUUUCGACGUUUUCAGAGAAACAUUGCUCGUUGUGACGGUGCCCACUGGUGUGUUUUUUCCAUGUACAGUACUACCCGGACAAAAGAGACAAAGAUGAUUCUUUCGCGUAUUCGCACAUAGUCGAGCAUCACUGUGUUUUUCUUUCAUCUUUCGUUCCUAUGAGACAGAAGUACGCGUUUUUCGCGAAGGACCGCGAGGGGAAGCCCGCGACGAUGAUAUGUAAAUAUACACAUACACGCGUUAUUUUUUUCGUCGACACGCGUGGUUUCAAUCGUUUCCCUUGGAUCUUAGCGCGUUUGUCUCUCAUUGCAAGACACGUAUACUGAGAAACUAGAAUGAUUGCCCCUAGAUGGUGAUCAGAAUUUGUCGAAAUAAUUAUUUUACUAUCGAUCAAGAUUUGUUAUUAAAUCCGAGUCUUUCGGUAUGAAGAUUCGAAAUGCAAGUUUAUUUAGUAUCGAGACAACUCUUUUGUCUGUUAUUAAUAUAGGUGCCGAAGAUCAGAAGAAAGAACGAAAUCUCGAGGUUCCUUCUAUUCAUCCAAGAUUUACCGUUCGAGGUUUCUAGCUUCCUUUUGAUCUCGGAUAUCCGUGUCAAUAACAAACAAAAAGAUUGCUCGAUUACGAAAUAAACUUGGAGAGAUAAUCAGUCGUAAACUGCCUUUAUACGUUUAAUGUAUUUUUUUUCAUUCCUUGAUUGAGAUUUGAAUGUUUAAAUUGACAUCAUCAGGUGCAAUCUUUACAGUUUCGUGCAGUAGUUGUACGCACGUAACUACACGGUGCCAAUCUUAGAGUAAUGAACGUAACCGCCGAUUCUCCGGCGUUUGGGUAUGGCUUUUUGUAAUUGAAUCGACUAAGGUAAUGUUCGUUGAUAACGAAACAGAAUAUGUACGAAUAACGUAAUUCUUCGAUGAGCUUUGUUCGGCAAUGUUUCCGGAGUCGUUUGAAGCGCGAUUUACGAUCCAUUCGGUAUCGUAACAAACAACACGAUUAAAUGGAACGUUUGCAUUUUUCCGGUUCUGUUGCGUUUUGGUAAUUUAUCUGCUAACUUUCCGCUCCUCGAAAUAACUCCUCUUCUAGCCGAUGAGCGUUGAAUGCCUUUUAUAGUCGAAGUUUCACAACUAGCGGAUAAUUGCUACCAAUUUAUGCCCACGGCGAGAAAACAAUGCACAGGUAGAGUCGAGUGCACUAGAUAAAAUGAUAACAGUUUGUCGAACAUUUACUCUGCUUGAAAGCAUGAAACAAAAUUAAUGGCUAUUAUUCCCAUGAAAUUAUCCUAGAAUAUUUUAUCCAACUCGACAGUAUUUUUCGUAACGCAAAAAUUAAUCGAGUUUCAAGGGAUUAAUACGUUUCUCUACCAGCAACAAAUUGAAAUAACGAAUUAAAAACAAGCAAAAGGCAGCUCAGCGCCGGCAAGAAAGGAACGAUUAAAUCGCUGGGACUGCCGCGCCGCACCGUCGUUUUCCCUCGAUAAACCGAGGAGUCAUGUAUUUCUGGUGCAAUCGAGGCGUCAUCGGGACGAACUAGAUUCCAAUUAAAAGGAACUCCGAUCGCGGAGCGUCCUUUUGUGUAUCUUUCGAGGUUCGCGAGCAUCGGGUCCGAUAAAAUCAGGCACAGUUUCUUGUUUAAUCGAGGUCGAAAGUGACACCGAACGUUCCUCUAUCCCUUUUUCGUUGCACGUGCGCCAGCCCCUCGUAAAUCGUCGCUUUAAACGAACGCCGCCCACCGAAACGUUGCCAAAACUUAAUGGAAGACCAAUGUAUAUACCAUGUACACUAAAAACCGUUAAAACAUCGAAACAUUCGGCGAUGCUUAUUGAAAUUCUCUACUACGAUUUAUCGUUCGUGUGUAAUAACGCCGCGCGUUCGUCACGGACUGUCGAGCGUGGGCGUCUGCAAAAAUGGGCAAAAUUCUUAUUUGCGUACGAGUGAGAGAUGGACAACAAUCCAAACGAUGAAACGAAAUCAACCCUAUCGAACCUGAUGGUCACUCUUGUGAAUAUGCUACGCUAGAAUGUAUAAUUUUGUAAUGUAUAAUAUUCGCAUAUACAUAUGUACAGUUACAAAACUACGCAGUGGUUCCCCGAUAUAUUUUGCACCGUGUGUUUACAAUUUGUCGAAAACUGUGUCGACAGGAAUUGUUAAGUAACGAGGUUUGACGAAAAGCAGCAUCUAAAUUCCAGGUACGAGAGGGUUAAAUUUCCCAUCGAGCGAACAAAAGGUCUAAUCGAAUAAGCAAAUAAGUUGCACCGAUGUGUUUGCAUAAUAUGGUGUUUCUAUUUGUCAUCUAUAAUUCAAAUAAAAUUUUGCCCAUCUCUGGUCUGGGCGUCUGGUCAACGGAUCACGUACGCGAAUCAGUCAUAUUCGAGAGCUUCAAAAAAUGGAGUCAUACGUGGACGCGAUCGAGGCUUCAAAUAAGAUUCCCCAGAUGUCAAAUACACGAGACGUGACACGAAUUUAUCGGCAACAUUUGCAUCGGUACGUGUGUACGUUCUGUUCGCUCAAUCUCCUCCUCUGCGCCCCCUUUCCCGCACCAUGUUGGGAAUUUUUAAAUCCGAAGCACGUUGGUAACGAUACCGAGGAGACUUGUCAUUGGCCCGUGCAGAAAUUUACCCCGCGAUACAGCUUCUAAUGCGAGCUCACCUCGUGCAAAGAUUAUUGGGGUCGAGAGUACGCCAGUUUAACGGCGUCGAUAUCAGUGCCACUAUGUUUCCAGAGUUUCGAGUCAAUUUCUUUAUGCUAGAUGCCAAUAGUAUUUGCACGCGGAAACUCUACACGAGAACUAGGACGUCUGGAUCACUGGGGUGUAGCAGCCGUUGAAGAUCGACUCGAUCGAGAUGAAGUAUUUUUUUAAAUGUGCUGUUGCACCAAAGUCAACGUUGCUUCGGUGUUACAUUGUAUACGGGGUAUUACGUGACCGACAACGCUCGUAACGAGAGGAUUUAGAAUCGGCUUUAAGUAUCGACUAAUCCUACUAAUACUCGAGCAGGUACUUGACACGCAACACCUUGUAUACCUUGAAAACAAACCUAGAUUCGACUUGGAUGUAAAUCGUUCGAGGUAGUUGUUUAAUCGUUUGCAAAUCUUGCGAGUCCCGCGCGCACGGACUCAAAAAUGGCCGAAUUCUCGAAGAUGUUGACAGGAACGUCCGUUCGUGACGGUGUUGCGACGAAAUCGAUGUAAUUAAGGAUCGAGUUAAUUCCUCGAGACGACGAUGUAAACGUUAUUUUAUUAUCGUAACGGAUAGUAACGAAGAAGUAUUCAUAUAGCUAUGCUUUACUACCUGAAACACGGUACCCGACAUUGUUACAAUAAUUGCUCAGCGACUAAGGCGAGGAGGCGAGUUGUUCAUCGCUUACUGUGUACAGUACAACUUACACGAAUAAAAAUACUAUAGCUACUUUUCCAACCUUAAAUGAUCUACGACGAAUACAAAACUUUGCGACCAUUUUUCGUUCGCGUUUAUUUCCCGUAAUUACGUUCACACGUGAAAAGAAAAAGAUAAACCAAGUUCCGAAAAAUCCCACGGGUGUUCAGCUUCGUUGACACGUCGCGACACCGAGUUCAGUUCCUACCAGUUUCCAGAUGGUGUACAAAGUUUGAGACGAUUCAUGGCAACUACUCGUCGCGUUUUCCUUUUCCCGGGUAGAGAUUUCUGAUUGGCAGGAUCGACUGUUCCACCGAGGCCGACGGUCGAUCGUCGUCGGGAUUCGAUGACGUAGCCGAGCGGGACGAGGUUUCGCGUCGAUUGAAAAUCCUGACGAUCUCGACGACGAAACAAGCGCGAAGAAGAAAAGUCGAUGGAAAACGGUCCUCCAUCGAGGAGGCGACGGGAAUCAAAUCGAAACGAAUGAGUUAUCGAUACGCGGAAUAGACGCGGAAUCGUCGAACGUGUGGGCAGUAUAUAAUUAACCGCAAAACUUGAUUAGUCUAGGUUAUUACUCCAUAGACCAGUUUGUACAUCUAAUUACAAUACGUUAUUGCGAAUAUUCAUUGUGAAUACGAUGCAAUUAUAAAUUACCAUAAUAAAGUGUAUGUUUAUAUAUAUGUA